GUGGAAGAGGCGGCUGGCGGCGGCGGCUGCUGCUGCUGCUGCCGGCGGGUCCCAGGCUUGACUUCCCUCCCUCCUCCUCAGUGUAGUAAUUCUUCUUUCAGAGGAUGGGCGCUGGCUUCCCUGCAAGGUGGGUUCCACAGAAGUAGUGCCCUCUGCGUAGGAAAUUCGGACGAUUAAAAAGCAGCAGCAGCAGCAGCAGAUGCAAACCCCAGGCGAGGGGGCGAGGAUGGAAAAGGAAAGCCAUGCACCCCCCCACUAUGGAUCCCUGGAGACAACCAAGUGGAAAGCAGCCGACCCAGGCAAAGAGGAUGAAAUAGUGUCCAUGGCAGACUCCACAGCCACCGUUGAUGAUAUAGAAGGGGAGCUGUUCAAAAUCGAGCGGAUCCGCGAAGUCCUCGUGCGGAGGGAGUCGGAACUUAGAUACAUGAUGGACGACAUACAGCUGUGUAAAGAAAUCAGCCGAUUGAAAAAAGACUUGCAGAAGCUGAUUGCAGUGCCUGAGAAUAAAAAAUCCAAAGAAGACAAGCUGCAAGAGGAGGAGUUAGUGCAACGGAUUCACAAACUGGUCGAGACUCGGGAUUUCCUUGUGGAUGAUGUGGAGUUUGAAAGGCUCAGAGAACGAGAAGAAGACAAGGAAAUGGCUGAGUUUUUGAAGAACAAGCUGUCCAAAGGCUCCCUUCUGAAAACAACUCCUGUAAAAGAAAAUAAGGUAACAUCAAGAGGACAGCAAACUUCUACACCAUAUGUAACAAAGACAGGCCUCACCCUCCUGAAAGAGUGUUGUGGCUUCACCUGCUCCAUCAUGUAGGCUGGGGUCAUUGCCUGCAUCUUCCCAGCCCAAGAUACAUUCAUGGGUAAGCCCUCCCCUUCCCCAGUCAACUGGAACCAUUCAAAUCAUAGAAGAUUCACUAGCUUGUGGAGAAGAGGCCUGGGAUUUCCUUGUGGAUGAUGUGAAAUUUGAAAAUAUGCACGAAAACCGUCAGGAGUCCAAAAACAGGACUACCCACCCGCAUCUCUCUCCAGUCAGCUUAUGGAAUUCAGUCCACAGUGGAUGACAAGAAGAGAGCAGAUGAGCUGUGGAAGAGACAACUCAAAGAGACUGAGUGAUGUUAUUCCUUUUCCACUUAUUAAUACCAUAGGCAGAGGAAUGGUCAUUAAAUCAGGAAGGUAUCUGCCAGCAGGCUGCCGGAUAAUAAAGCAAGGGAGAGUUGGUUGGAUUGGAAAUGGGAUGUUAGUAUCAUAGAUGUGACCUCCCCAAUACACUUCAGAAAAAGCUGUAUUCAUCUUUCUGUUUCCUGACAAAUCUAAAAACAGAAAGAAUAAGCAGAACUACCUUCCCUUACCCACCAGUGUGGAAGGCUGCCUUUCCCCUUCCACUCCCUCAUUAGCAGGUUACAUCUAAACCAUCAUGAUCCAGUGGCAACUGAAGUGCACAGAGCGGUUCCCUAUUCCAUAUCAUGUCUGCAAAAACCACUUCAAAGGGCAUAAUAAUAGCAAUCUGUUUAAAGGAGAGCAUUAUUAAUUACCGGUCAAAAGCAAUGCUAGACAGAAAUCAGUCCUCCAUUCUUCGGAGAUUACAAGAAGGAGAUUAAUUAAGGGAUGCUUCACUCAGGAGUCUUAUACAGGUAAAGAAGUAUCAGGAAUAUAUAUGUAUGUAUGUACACUAUUAUACAUGCAUAUGCAUAUGUUUAACUGCAACCGUGUAAACUGAAAAAGUGCUAUGCAUAUGAUUUAUAUGGCUAGUUAGGUGGGGCAACAGUGUAGGGGUGAAAACAGUGCUGGAUUAACAUAGUAGCAAAAGUAGCAUAUGCUACAGGCCCUGCAUAUUCAAGAGCCUUGCACUAAAUGUUUGGAAGCUGUCUAGUGAAAUGUCAGACAUUUGUCAUAUUAUCUGGCUGCAUAGCAAAUGAAAAAAUUGAAUUACUUUAAUAUUCAAGUAAACAAUUUGUUAAAUAUUUAGGGCCCCUUUAUAACAUGUGCUACAACCCCCCCCCCUCCCCCUACUAACUUUAUCCAGCCCUGGGGAAAAACAUGUAUGAAAGAACACUAAGACUCCCAGAAAUUAUGCAUUCCCAAGUCUUACACUAUCCAUAAUGACACAUCCAGUCUCCUCUUUGGGAUUUCCUGGGAAUGUUUCCACAGCAUCACUUCAAUCAUUUCCCAAUUAGUUUCAAAGUUGGGCCAGCCAUCCCUGAAAAAGUUUUAAUAGACAUGUCUGCAGCAUUUUCUGCUUCUUGCCCUCUCCUCUGUAGUCAAUAGUUGUUCUUUUUCUACUUUGUGACAUCUUCUGAUUUGAAAACGCCUUUUAAAGCCCCAACCAACCCUUUUUACCCAACCCCCUUCCUCCAGUUCCAUGGUGCUUUUCUCCAUUGGAAACUGGUUGGACAUGACCAUUUCUCCCACUCUUAAAUAUUGUGUCAUAGAAUCCACAGGAAAUCAGAGCAGGGGGCACUAUGGCUGCCAAGACAAAGAUUCCCUCUAGGUCUCUGCACACUACAUCCAGACCCAGCCCAAAUGUCAUUUGAAAAGAAAUCACUUGACUCAUCUGACUCAACAGACGAUGGUGACUGGGUUUUAUCCCCAUUGUCCUGCCUCCCCUAGCAACCCUGAGGAUCUCAGAUGCCUUUUUUGCCAUAGCCUUUUCCUAACACAGUGGUUCUCAACCUUCCUAAUGCCGUGACCCUUUAAUACAAUUCCUCAUGUUGUGGUGACCUCAACCCUAACAUUUAUUCAUUUUACAGAUGGAGAACACUGAUGCAGAGAGACUUAGGUGACCCCUGUGAAAGGGUUGUUCGACCCCCAAAGGGGUCCUGACUGCCAGGUUGAGAACCACUGUCCUAACACCAUCCACUAGGUUAUUUGGGUAUCUUUGUGCCAUUUAAUGGCCAGAUUCUGUUUGGGAAGAGCCUAGGGCCACAGCAAUGAACUGAAACUUAGCUGUGAAUGUCGGUUGUCAAGAAUCAUGUGAAGCUUUGUAGAUGAAUCGCUGGGCAUUCAUAUCUUCAUCAUCUGACAUUCCACAACUAGUCAGAUACACACGGGGCAUCUGCCUUUGCACUGUGUCUGUAUAUAUGCCAACUUCUUGGAGGAUUUGUUGAUUGGCUUUGCCCAGUGCUAGUUGAUGGUUAAGAGGCCAGGCUAGGAAGCAGGUGGGAAGAGCAAUGACUAAUGGACAUGAAUGCUACUUUAUUAACACCAGCCAAAUUGGAUUCAACCCAUGCAGGCUCAUGUGGUUCAUAGGCGCAGAUCAAAAACCUCCAUUAAUGUGGUUCUGGUGGGUUU
Molecule: messenger RNA, 3282 nt
Organism: Sphaerodactylus townsendi
Lineage: Eukaryota; Metazoa; Chordata; Lepidosauria; Squamata; Sphaerodactylidae
Product: bMERB domain-containing protein 1-like
Exons: 6
Coding region: 200-808 (202 amino acids)
Source: RefSeq, a predicted model, not a curated record